This is a messenger RNA of Dendronephthya gigantea, 588 nucleotides long. RefSeq lists its product as uncharacterized. Lineage: Eukaryota; Metazoa; Cnidaria; Anthozoa; Malacalcyonacea; Nephtheidae. The transcript has a single exon. The record is from RefSeq and is a predicted model, not a curated record. The coding region runs from base 1 to 588 and encodes 195 amino acids.
AUGGAAAGACUUGGUGUGAUUGUGCGACAGGAAGAAGCGACAGAUUGGGUUAACUUGAUGGUCGUGGUUCAAAAGCCUAAUGGUGCAGUGAGACUGUGUAUUGAUCCGAGGGAUUUGAAUGCCGCCAUGAAAAGGUCCCACCAUCCGACGAAGACUGUGGAUGAAGUCGCCAGUCGUCUCGAAGGUGCUAAUAUCUUUAGCAUAUUGGAUGCGAAGAAUGGUUUCUGGCAACUGAAGCUGGAUGAAGAGUCUUCACUCCUUUGUACCUUCAACACACCAAUAGGACGGUACAGAUUUACAAGGCUACCUUUUGGGGUAAAAUGUACCCCAGAGAUCUUCCAGAGAACCAUGGAUAGAAUGGUUGAAGAUUUAGACGGUGUGGAGGUUAUUAUGGAUGAUGUAAUCGUCGCCGGGGAUGAAACAACGCAUGAUGAACGAUUGAACAAAUUCUUGGAGCGAGCAUCGACGCAAGGGUUAAAGCUCAAUCGAGAAAAAUGUAAGAUUCGCCAAAGAGAAGUGCCUUAUGUAGGGCAUCUCCUCACAGCAGGAGGCUUGAAGAUGGAUCCUCGGAAAGUUGAAGCUAUUUGA